This is a messenger RNA of Thunnus maccoyii (southern bluefin tuna), 5843 nucleotides long. RefSeq names its product short transient receptor potential channel 7. Gene Ontology annotation, cellular component: membrane; cation channel complex. Gene Ontology annotation, molecular function: protein binding; store-operated calcium channel activity; inositol 1,4,5 trisphosphate binding. NCBI's taxonomy places the organism in Eukaryota, Metazoa, Chordata, Actinopteri, Scombriformes, Scombridae. The transcript is spliced from 18 exons. Gene Ontology annotation, biological process: calcium ion transmembrane transport; manganese ion transport; regulation of cytosolic calcium ion concentration. The record is from RefSeq and is a predicted model, not a curated record. Bases 720 to 3749 code for a protein of 1009 amino acids.
CUAAUUCAGUGUUUAAAUCCAAGUUUUAGCCUUUUGUGUAGAGGUGGGUUCACCUGAAUGAACAGAAUAACUUUGGUUAAUGGAGAGUUAUGCACCUAAUAUAGGAUAAGAUUUAGUGCAAUUUGCAGAAGUGCUGCAAGUCAACAUUGACUUAAAGUACUCCAGCUGUUUGGCUGAGGGAGCAGCUUCCCUGCAGUGUUGGUCCUCCCAGCAUAAGCCACUGGUGAGAAUAAUUGAUGGCAGGUAUUACUCCAGUGAUUCGCUCUGCAUGAGGGAAUGAAACCACAGCUGCACAGCACUUCCCGCAUCACACAGGCUACUAGCUGGAGGUUGUCAGCACUCUCAGCCAAAGAGUGCAAAAAUCUGCAUCAGCCACAUUGAAUGCAUAAUGCGGUUUAAACAAUGGAGACACACAAGAGGAGCUGACAGCUUUCUCUCAACUGAAUGGAGACGAUAACACCAUCUCUCAGCAAGAAAUGUGUCCACCACUGCAGAUUUUGGUUAAGACUAAGAUGUUGAAGCCAGAAAUGAUGGACCAGCGACCUAAAAGGAGUAUGUGAUAGUUGGCAUCACCCAAGAGGCACAUCUGCUGUCUCCUGUCACAAGAGGAUGGGAUCCUUCCAACAGCUUGGCCAACAGACAGGACUGACUUAGCUGCCCGAGGGGUGUAUCAUUCAGGUAACAUCGUUUAAAGUAUAUGCUGCUGACGAACUCUACCAAUGUCUGACGAGGGAGAAGAAAGCGACAGCGGCGAGAGAGUCCAUCUCUCGGAGUCUCCCUCCACGCCUCAGUCUGUCUGUCAUCCCAGAGGAUCUCCUUCCUCUCCGCGGCCCCAAGACCUCUUCUCUUCCGCCUCUCCGCUGCUGGGGGAUACAGACCCACCUUACCUCGCCUCUCCGGAGUCUUUUCACCCGUCUCCUGAGAACAGAGAACCAGAGAACUCGCCGCAUUUCACACCACCAAAGUUCCGCCAGCGCACCGGAGACACCGGCUCUCCGUUUCGUUCGUGCCAGGAUGUGCGCCUAGAUGCUGUGUAUGACCGCUACGAUCACCCGUUUUCCAAGUGGAGAGGACGAGGCGCGGGGAGCGCUGAGCGUUUUCAGCACCGCGGACAGAGACUCUCCCGGGCUCCGGAGCUCUCUGACUCCGGGAACCACUACUCUGUUGAGCACACAGACGCCGAGUUCAACUCGGAAUCCCGGCAAACGGUGGAGGCCAUGCAUCGCCGCCACACCACAUUGAGGGAGAAGGGGCGUCGCCAGGCAGUGCGAGGUCCAGCCUACAUGUUCAAUGAGCGUGGCUCACCCCUCACUGCAGAGGAGGAGCGUUUUCUAGAUGCUGCUGAAUAUGGAAACAUUCCUGUAGUCCGUAAAAUGCUGGAAGAGUCUAAAACCCUCAACUUCAACUGCGUGGACUACAUGGGCCAGAAUGCAUUGCAGCUGGCAGUGGGCAAUGAGCACCUAGAAGUGACUGAGCUGCUGCUAAAGAAGGAUGGGUUGGCUAGGAUUGGAGAUGGCUUGCUUUUGGCUAUUUCUAAGGGUUAUGUUCGCAUCGUAGAAGCCAUACUCGCCCAUCCUGCUUUUGGCGGGGGUCUUCGGCUGGCUUUGAGCCCUCUAGAGCAGGAGAUGCGAGAUGACGUCUUCUACGCUUAUGAUGAGGAUGGAACACGUUUCUCACAUGACGUCACACCCAUCAUCCUGGCUGCACACUGCAUGGAGUAUGAAAUUGUCCACAUCCUAUUGUCCAAGGGGGCCCGCAUCGAAAGGCCGCAUGACUACUUCUGUAAGUGUUCAGAAUGCCUGGAUAAACAGAAGAAGGACUCGUUCAGUCACUCACGCUCCAGGAUGAAUGCAUAUAAGGGCCUGGCCAGUGCAGCGUACCUGUCACUCAGCAGUGAGGAUCCUGUGCUGACCGCGCUGGAGCUCAGCAACGAACUGGCAAGACUGGCCAACAUUGAGACAGAGUUUAAGAAUGACUACCGUAAGUUGUCCAUGCAGUGUAAGGACUUUGUGGUGGGUGUGUUGGACCUUUGUCGGGACACAGAAGAAGUGGAGGCCAUACUGAAUGGCGAUGUGGAUCAGUGUCCUCCAAGCCCCUACAACCGACCCUGCCUCAGCCGUGUCAUACUGGCCAUCAAGUAUGAAGUCAAGAAGUUUGUUGCCCAUCCUAACUGUCAGCAGCAACUGCUAACUAUCUGGUACGAGAACCUUCCUGGUCUGAGGCAGCAGUCUGUCGGGGUAAAGUGCUGGACAGUGCUGGGGGUCACCGUCGGCCUGCCCUUCUUGGCUAUCGCCUACUGGAUCAUGCCAUGUAGCAAGCUCGGUCAGAUCCUGCGAAGCCCUUUCAUGAAGUUUGUUGCUCACGCUGUCUCCUUCACCAUCUUCCUGGGUCUGCUGGUUGUCAAUGCCUCUGACCGCUUCGAAGGCGUCAAGAACCUGCCCAAUGAGACCAUCACAGACCACCCGCGACAGGUGUUCAGGGUCAAGACCACCCAGUUCUCUUGGACAGAGAUGUUGAUCAUGAAGUGGGUGUUGGGUAUGAUUUGGUCAGAAUGUAAGGAGAUCUGGACUGACGGGCCCAGAGAGUACAUCAUGCACCUCUGGAAUGUUCUGGACUUCGGCAUGCUGUCCAUCUUUGUGGCAUCCUUCACAGCACGCUUCAUGGCAUUCCUCAAGGCAUCCAAAGCACAGCAGUAUGUUGACAUGCACGUACCAGAUGAAGACCUCAGCAACGCCUCACUGCCUGAUGAAGUGGCCUACUUUACAUUCGCCAGAAACAAGUGGCGCCCGUCAGACCCCCAGAUCAUCUCAGAGGGCCUGUAUGCCAUUGCUGUGGUGCUGAGUUUCUCACGCAUCGCCUACAUCCUUCCAGCCAACGAGAGCUUCGGCCCACUGCAGAUCUCGCUGGGACGCACGGUCAAAGACAUCUUCAAGUUCAUGGUCAUCUUCAUCAUGGUGUUUGUGGCCUUCAUGAUUGGCAUGUUCAAUCUGUACUCUUACUACCUGGGAGCCAAGUACAAUCCAGCCUUCACCACGGUGGAGGAGAGUUUUAAGACACUUUUCUGGUCGAUAUUUGGGCUGUCUGAAGUGAUCUCAGUGGUGUUGAAGUACGACCAUAAGUUCAUAGAGAACAUUGGCUACGUGCUAUACGGGGUCUAUAACGUCACCAUGGUGGUCGUCCUUCUCAACAUGCUCAUUGCCAUGAUCAACAGCUCGUACCAAGAGAUAGAGGAGGAUGCUGACGUGGAGUGGAAGUUUGCUCGAGCCAAGUUGUGGCUCUCCUACUUUGACGAGGGCCGUACCUUGCCUGCCCCCUUCAACCUGGUUCCCAGCCCAAAGUCUUUCUACUACCUGGUCCUCCGCAUCAAGUCCUGCCUGAUACGUCUCUGCAAGGCCAAUGGCCGUCGGCAUAACAACGAGCUGGAGUUGGGCAUGCUCAACUCACAAGCCAAGGAUGAACGCUUCAGGUCUUAUCCACGACCGGGAGAAGAGUUCAUGCCCAGAAAAUCUAGAAAACAUCCGACCAGAUACCAGAAAAUAAUGAAGCGCCUGAUUAAGCGGUAUGUGCUAAAGGCCCAAGUGGACAGAGAGAACGACGAAGUCAAUGAAGGCGAGCUGAAGGAGAUCAAGCAAGACAUUUCCAGCCUCCGUUAUGAGCUGCUGGAGGAGAAGUCCCAGGCCGCCGGGGAGCUGGCUCUGCUCAUCCAGCAACUUAGCGACAAGUUUGGCAAGAACACCAUGAGACAUUGACAGGACUUGCAAAAGGGGAGGAUUGGGAAGGGGGGAGGAAGAUGGGAGUGCGAAAGUAGGUGAAAUAAGGAGGAGGUGGGGGCAAAAACCAGGGGCAGGGUAGGUAUUUUUAAGAUGUUGAUAAUGGAAGAGGGAGAGAAAAGGGACAGGGGAAGCAGGAUGUUUAUGCAAUAGACAAGGAAGAAAGUGGGAGAAAGGCAUGAGAGAAACAAACUGGAAUUGAAAUUUGCUAACUUAAGGCAAAAAGCAGUGUUUUGUAUACGUAAUGACUAAUUAGGAAGGAAUGUGAAAGACAAUAGUUGUGGCUGCAAGUGAGCAUGAGGUCAGAGGGUCAGAGGUGAAGUCAACUCGGUCGGGGCGGUUUGUGUUGACAGUUGAAUUCUAAUUAAACAUCUUAAGGAAGUGAGAGAGGAGAGGAAGUCAGAGGCUUGUAGGCUAGGUGUGAGAUAGAGGGAUACAUAGGAGGAGGAGAACACAAGCACCGGGGGAUAUGAAGAGGCACCCACAGGGCAGAAGACUGAGGCAGCGCAGCGCCGUGAGGGCCCCCACAUCCGCUGCCAAGAGAUAUCACCAACGUGGAGGAAAGGGAAACCCAGAGAAAAGAUGAUGCAGAGAGUGCUGGAGGGAGAGGUGGGACAAGAGAGAAAGAUAUCUGAAAGAAACUGCCACUGUUAUUCACACCAGAGAGACUGGCUUUCCAUGUGUGUGUUUUCUUUGUGAUGACAAGCAUAGUGAUGCCUGUCAAGAUACUGUACACCCCUUUAUACACCAGGCAAUCUAAUUAAUGCAUUUCCAUCCACAGUGCACAACUUGUGAUCGGAAGUAAGAGCAAUUGAGAGAAUAGCAGGAGACAAUGUAGGAUUUAUGCACUUGUUUAAAAGUCAUUAAGAUAAUGAAACAUUAAAUUUUCAUCCUAACACAGUCAGGACAUUUGUAUGUCCACAUCAAACACAGUAGUAGUGCAGCACCAUGUGAACUGUGCAAAAGUGAUAAUAAAAUUAGGCUACUUCAGACCUCAUUCAGAAUGAUUUCAUAUACAAUGUGCAACAUGCUGCCAGGUUGUUGUAAGUGUGGGUACGAUAAUACAAACAAGAUAAUUUCACAUGAAACCAUUAUCACUUUAGGUCUUGUGCAUAUAUGAACAACUUUGAGCCAAUAAAUGUAUCGACAUAUAACCUAGAUAAUUGAUGCAGGUACUAUAUUCUCCUCUACAUUGUGUCUUUGCAGCAGUAAGUGGCUCUGUGUGACUUGCUUUCUUAAGUAGCAGCCGAAAAGCGACGUGUCCUCAAGAAGUUCUCUUUACAGCUGUAAAACGCAGGAGGUCAGUGCUUGCGAGGAGCACUGAGGAGCAUUUGGAGCACUGCCAUUACACAUCAUUUGUUUUAGUGGGAUAAACGAAGCAAAUCUUUGUCAUCGUAACAUCAUUAAUCAUUACAAUGAAAUUUCAACUUUCAAGACUGUCAUAAAACAACUGUAUUUGAAUCCUUGACGGUAGUUUUUGGAGCUAUUGAGGUUUAAAUCCAAAAUGCACUAGUAGAUGUAAAAGGCCCCACACAUCAUGGCUCAGAUAUAGUUUAGUGAUCAUUUUUGGCUGGACUGCAACGGCAGGGCCAGGCCUAUAAAUGCAUAAGUGACUGACUGACUGACUGAGUGAUGAAGUUACACCAUUGGUUGGCCGAAUGCCACUACUUCCUGUAUCUGUUUCAAAUUAAAAGCCCUCUAGCCUUUCAUACACGGUCCAGCCAUAUACUACGUUUUGACCUAGCCUUGUUAAGCUUUCAAAAAAGGUUAACAAGGUUGACUUUAGAGACAGAAUUUAGUUUCAGAUACAGAAAUGUUGUUUAAAUCAAGCUUUCAUUUAAACAAGUAGACGGGCUUAAACUUGUGUCUUUAUUUAUUUGUAUGUUUCACAGAAUGAAAGAGCAGCUAACUGUUUUAUGUGUGCAGAACCAGGCCAAUCAUAAAAAGACUCCCUGAGAAUGUCUUAUGAUAUCCAGAGGUGAUUCCCACAGCCAGAAAGACAAAAUUACCUGAAAUACUGUAUUUUUAACUUGUAUGCAAGAAAUAUUGAUUAAAGUAAAAUCUUGUACUGUA